This is a messenger RNA of Carcharodon carcharias (great white shark), 3616 nucleotides long. RefSeq names its product transmembrane protein 132E-like. The record is from RefSeq and is a predicted model, not a curated record. NCBI's taxonomy places the organism in Eukaryota, Metazoa, Chordata, Chondrichthyes, Lamniformes, Lamnidae. The transcript has 5 exons. The annotation marks the transcript as partial.
UUCCAGGAUACUGAGAUCAUCAACACUGCAAUACUGACAGGAAGAACAGUGGCCAUUCCUCUAAAGGUUGUUGCUGUGGAAAUGAAUGGCAUCAUCACAGAUGUGUCACCCUUUGUUGAGUGCAGAUCAACUAAUGAGGAUAUUAUUAAGGUCUCCAAAGGCUGCGAUUAUGUGUUCGUCAGUGGCAAGGAAUCUCAAGGCUCAAUGAAUGCCCGGAUUAUUUUUAACUAUGAACACUUGAGUGCCCCGCUGGAACUGACAGUUUGGGUACCAAAACUUCCUCUGCAGAUUGAAUUGUCAGAUGGCAAACUGAGUCAAGUGAAAGGCUGGCGGGUGCCAAUCCUCCCUGACAGAAGGCCCACCCGUGACAGUGAGGAUGAAGAUGAGGAAGAGCGAAGCAAAACACGAGGCUGCACUCUGCAGUACCAACACGCAUUAGUACGAGUGUUCACACAAUUCCACACAACUUCCUCAGAGGGUACCGACCAGGUGAUCACCAUGUUAGGACCUGACUGGUCAGUGGAUGUCACUGAUCUAGUUAGUGACUUCAUGAGAGUGGCAGACACAAGAAUCGCACAGAUCAUGGAGGGCAAUGUGCUGGGUGGACGUGAACCUGGAACAACUAUGUUCAAGGUAGUCUCCCCACUGAUGGAGGUUGUACUAGGGGAAGUGCCAUUGAUUGUUGCUGAUGAUAAAGUCACCAUCACUGACCUUCGAGCAGAACUUGUCUCUGGUCUGUCAUUGAGCCUCGAAUCUAAUCCUGGAACCAGUCACACCUUCAUCGCCAAGACAAUGGCCCGUCAGCACCUUCAAACUCUCAAACAGGAAGGUAUCCUGAGCACAUGGAUUUUCUACAGUGACAAUACAGCAGUACCACUGACUCUCUAUGAUGUUAAAGACUACAACCUGACAGUUACCACACUGAAUGAUAAAGUAGUCUCUUCCACCCAGGAUUCUGUCUGGUCUCUGAUAAUAGCGGAAGGUGAAGGGUCAGGUGAAUUUAUCAAAGUGGAACUGGGGAUCUGUGAACCGUGUAAAAAGACCAACCGCAAGAGCUUGUUAUUUGUAACACUGGUCAAUGUGAAGGUUCACUUUGGUUCUGAUGAUGACUCAGAAGAAGACCUAGAAAACAUUGGUGAGGAUUAUGCACCUGAUGGAGUUAGAUUUGAAGGCAACCCAUUUGGACAUAAACCGAAAGAGAAGGAUCAAUUUGACUUCAAGCCAGAUACUUCAACUGGUGACCAUGAGGAAAGUGUUAUACGAAAGGUUAGCACAACAGUAAAGUCAGCUGUGGAAGAAAGGACUGACUCAAGGGUGGAACCAGGCAGGGGCACUGAUGGCAUGCAGGAUAGUGAAGUGCAUUUUGAUAACACAAGGGUGUCCAGCAUGCCUCUUGAUAUUGAUAUUACAGAUCUGCCAAAGGAUCUUGCAGAUCCUGAUGAUGAAUAUGCCCCCACACCAAGGGGUCUGACUGAUUUGGAAAUUGGAAUGUAUGCACUAUUAGGGGUCUUCUGCCUCGCCAUUUUGGUUUUCCUAAUAAACUGCAUUGUCUUUGUUCUCAAGUACAGGCACAAACGUAUUCCCCCAGAGGGCCAAGCAAGCAUGGACCAUUCACAUCACUGGGUGUUUCUAGGCAAUGGCCAACCCCUUCGUACCCAGACUGACCUUUCACCCCAGCCUGAAAGUCCUGGCAACCCCUUAGAAAACAUCCAGACCUGCUGCCACAGUGAUCAUCAGAGUAGUGGCAGCUCACAGACAAGUGUGCAAAGUCAAGUUCAUAGCAGAGCAGAUGGUUCAUCCGGGGGCUCAGUAAGGGAGCACAGCGAGGAUCCAUUGCAUUCACCCACCUCCAAACGCAAAAGAGUCAAGUUUACCACUUUCACCACACUGCCAUCAGAGGAGCUUGGCCUGGCCUACAAUUGCAUCCCUAUAGCCGAUGAGGAAGACAUUGAGUGGGUCUGCCAGGAUAUGGGGCUCAGAGACCCAGAGGAACUACACAGCUAUAUUCAGAGAAUAAAGGAGAUUGCCUAGACUGCUGCUGCUUUUUCUUUGGUGCAUUUAUAUUUACCAGAAGUUUGUCACAUGUACAGUUUUUGUUUGACCCACAGUAGGAGGCUGCAAUGCGUGGAGAUCCACUGAACAGAAAAGCACUAUAACGUAAUGCUUGUGGUCAAUUGGCCACUGAUAAGGCUGCAUUAAACAUAUGUAUUUGCAGUGAGAAGCUGAUCAAACACUUUGAAAAGGUUAUACUCUACUGGAAAUUAUAUUAACAAAUUUCAGUUUACGGGAAGCAAAAUCUCUUAUUGAUAUAAAAAUGACUAAUAUAGCACAGAAACAUACUGCUCACAGUUAGUGAAAGAAAGUAUGCUGGGACUGCUUUGUGUAGGUGACAGUAAAAUGAGACAGCAUCAGCAUCACAUGUGAAAAUGCUUAUUUUCAACUUAGACUCCAAUAGUCUGCAAACUGCAGCAAAUCACAUGCAACGCAGUCAUGGAUUGAUUUAAGAGAUGCAAAACAAAACUUGCAGCUAAUAGAUUUGAAAGAACAGAUGUGAUAAACCUGUAACAAGUAGAUUGACCUCUGAAUCAAGCUGAUUGCUUCAAACAAAACUGGUAGUGAAACUAAAUGGCAAAUAUUGAACUUCAAAUUUCAUUCACAAUUUGAGUCCAUGGUCAGCUCUGUACCUUGAUGACGUCUGUUCCAUUCAAGUUUAGAUUCCAUUUUAUUUGCAGUUAUGGAAACUGUUGAAGCAAGUGAAAGGCACAGAUUGCAAUAACUGCUGGUUGGAGGAAAGCUAAUACAUUAGUGAUUAAUCAAAGCGAUGAAAAGGAUAGGUUUCUCUGUUUGUGGAAAACAAAUAGUGUUAUAAAGCUCUCCGUGAACUGUGACAGCACGAAUCUAUGAACAGUAUAUUUCAUCAUUGGCCUCAUUACAUAUUCAUUUUAAUUUAAUAUGCAUACUUACAGUGCAAUUUAUUGGAAAUGCAGGAGCAGAAAUAUUCAUAUGUACAAGCUUUCUUAAUCCACCACAGUAGGAAUCAAUUGUAAUACAAAAUUUUUAAUUUGCAGCAACUGGGAACCUGUAAUUUUAUCUGAAAAACAUUAAUAACAAGGACAGUCUAAAAAUUAAGAGUUCCGGAAGGAAUCUUCAUAUCUGGUUUGGUAAACAAAGAACUGCAUCAAAUCAGCAUGAGGCACAGACAGAAAAUAAGCCCCAAAUACCAUUGUAAAUAACAAUUGAAGGAGAAUUUGGCUCAAAUUGAUCAUUAAACCUUGAGGUGUGUAUGUUGCUUGUGGUGCUGAACAGCUCUUAAAGUAACGAACCUGGAGACACCAGUGUGAGCUGUAGGCCAAUAGAAUGUGUUGACUAAUCCACUAGGUCUCAUGAAAAAUGGGAAUGUAUUGAAAGAGGAUUAUCAAGAUUUGAUAGAUUAAUGACAGAGUAAAACAUCUUUGCUGUGCAUAUAUUAAUUGCUAAAUCCCCUGAAAUGUGGUGUGAGCAACUAUUUAGCAGGAGUCUAAACAACUAAAAAUGCCCUAUAGUGGGGAUGAAUUAGGUUUAUUUCAUGCUUAUGAUUUAUUUAUAUUUCUAUACCAUUAAACAAAACUUCCACACA